Molecule: messenger RNA, 321 nt
Organism: Haemonchus placei
Lineage: Eukaryota; Metazoa; Nematoda; Chromadorea; Rhabditida; Trichostrongylidae
Source: the annotation of a GenBank genome assembly
CUGGAAUGUGAAGAGGAGUAUGCUGACAACAAAAAACUAAUUGAGAUUAAGGAUCUCAGGCGACAGAUACCGAAACAUUUCAGUUAUUUUGCUGUCGAUUUUGGUCUUAGUAAUGGAUAUGCGCAUGUUAUCGAGCGUAAUGAGAGCUUUCCGUCUUCAUUUGUCCAUGAAAUAAUCGCUGGGAUGAUGGAUCUACCACCUGAUAAAUGGCGAAAGAAAAAGCUGCAAAGCUUCAAAGAAGUGAAAGCCAAGUGUGAUUCCAUGAAAGCAGCUUGGGAGCCUUACGAUUGGACGAAGAAGAUCAAUAGGGAUAGUCGGUAA